AUGGCGAUUCCGAUAGAAAAACUUGGGCUGGAGCAUCUCCUUCAGGAGAGAGUGUAUAUAAAGUGGGUUGAUGAUGAAGGUAAUCCUUAUGCAAUGGGUUCUUGCUUGGCUGGCAACAAAGAUGAUAGCAACCUUCAUAUGAAAGUGGUCUGCGAUUCAGAAAGACGUAUUCAUGUCUAUUUCUCCCUCAACGUGACUUACAGGCACAACGGCAAAUAUCGUCAAAUGGAGAUGUUAUUGGCUGUCCCACCACAUGGUGACUUUAAAUCUUCCUUGAAGUUUCUUUCAAUAUCAGGGCUUGAUGAUUUGUCCUCUUCUGACGCAUCUGACCUCCACGAAGCCGGUAUAAGCAAAUUGGAGCAUAUCAUUCUCCUACCAUUCGAUCUGCGUUUUACAGGAUUUGUUGUUAGAAAGGAGAAAAAAUUUGCGACUAUCGUACCCGACAACCCUACCUCGAGCAAAUUGAUCCGGACACUCAUAUCUUUAUCUCGUACAAAGAGCUUUAAUGUAUAUAUCAGACCUAGCGACUACGCGCGGGAACAUUUGAAAGUGGUUCACGAGCUCUUGUGUGAUAAGAGCGUAUCGAUCUGCGAACCUGACAUGCGAAAGAUAUACUCUCAACCAGACAUUAUACUAGUGGAUUGGGCCAAGAUUAUUUAUCAGGAAGGGAAGGACAGAUUACUAUCACCACCACCCGCCAAACAUGAUGCACAAAGGUCAACGGAAGUGCAAGUUCCUCAGUCACCUCCUCCGCCACCACCCGCCAAACCCGAUUGCGAAGAGCCAUCAGAUGUCCCAGAAAACUUAGAUCCUAACGAUUUUUACCAAGAUUCAGGACAUGUCGAAACAUAUCCUGAGGUGGACUCGGAUGAGGAAUGUCUUGCCGCGUUGAAUGACCAGCAACUCAGACGAGACGCAAGCUCAGAGGCUCGUCGGUCAGAAUUUAAAGAGUGGUUAAAUGCAGCAAUGGCAAUAAACGAAAAUAUUUAUGGACACAGAGGACUGACCCAAAAGUUAUCCGCUCUUGGUCAAAGUGUCCGCACGUCGAAUGUCCGUAUGUUUGACGCCAUUAGACCUUGGUGCUCUGCACUAUUCUUAUGCGACCCUACAGAUUCAAGCGGACGGAUGGAUGAAUGGUUUGUCUCGGACAUGGCUAAGCUCAUCAGAUGGGUUAACAUGCUUCACCGUGGCGCUGAGAUGACUCUUCUGAUGGACGAUUUUCUAAAGCUUGGUAGCUCUGCUCGCGCAUGUGAUAAGGACCAGUAUAGGCUUCACAAAGUCGACUUUCUACUUCGCGUGUUUAUGGAGUUUAAUCAGUCAAGUAUCAGUGUCAACGGGGUGAGCAGGAAGGUCUUGUUGUCCCGAAAAAGUAAUGUCUUGGGAACUAGUGCCACUGCGUCCAAGCGAGCUAGAACAGCUGCGUAA
Messenger RNA from Sclerotinia borealis F-4128, 1425 nucleotides. The record is from the annotation of a GenBank genome assembly. Lineage: Eukaryota; Fungi; Ascomycota; Leotiomycetes; Helotiales; Sclerotiniaceae.